This is a messenger RNA of Balaenoptera acutorostrata (minke whale), 751 nucleotides long. Its product is annotated as 60S ribosomal protein L17-like. Gene Ontology annotation, cellular component: ribosome; cytosolic large ribosomal subunit. NCBI's taxonomy places the organism in Eukaryota, Metazoa, Chordata, Mammalia, Artiodactyla, Balaenopteridae. The record is from RefSeq and is a predicted model, not a curated record. Gene Ontology annotation, molecular function: structural constituent of ribosome. Bases 262 to 711 code for a protein of 149 amino acids. Gene Ontology annotation, biological process: cytoplasmic translation. The transcript has a single exon.
UGAGAGGGUAAAAGGAAUGAUGUCCGUGUCACUAGUCUAGUGUCAGCACUGCUGUAGUCACUGGUAGUUGCACACGGGAAGAAACAGUGGAUAGAAGGAUGGCUGCGGUGAUGGCAUUUCUUAGGACACCUUUGGAUUAAUCAUGAAAACAACUACCCUCUGAGCAGCUGCGGGCAGCGUUUAGUACAUAAACUGUCAUGCAAGUCAAGAGGUUCAAAUCUUCGUGUUCACUUUAAGAACACUCGUGAAACAGCCCAGGCCAUGAAGGGUAGGCAUACCCGAAAAGCCACCAAGUAUGUGAAGGAUGUCACUUUAAAGAAGCAGUGUGUGCCGUUCCGUCGUUACAAUGGUGGAGUUGGUAGGUGUGCCCAGGCCAAACAGUGGGGCUGGACGCAGGUUCGGUGGCCCAAGAAGAGUGCUGAAUUUUUACUGCACAUGCUCAAAAAUGCAGAGAGUGAUGCUGAACUUAAGGGCUUAGAUGUAGAUUCUCUGGUCAUUGAGCAUAUCCAGGUGAACAAAGCCCCCAAGAUGCAGCACAGGACAUACAGAGCUCAUGGUCGGAUCAGCCCAUACAUGAGCUCUCCCUGCCACAUUGAGAUGAUCCUUACUGAAAAAGAACAGAUUGUUCCUAAACCAGAAGAGGAGGUUGCCCAGAAGAAAAAGAUAUCCCAGAAGAAAUUGAAGAAACAAAAACUUAUGGCCCGGGAAUAAAUGCUGCAAAAAAUAAAUGCAAAUAAAAGUAAAAAAAAAA